CUUCAGUUCUCUCCAUCUGAUAAUCCUCAUAUAUCCCUCUCCACCUUAACUGAAAAUGGUGUUCAAGGUGGCACCUCACUAGCCAUUUGUUGUCUUAUGGCAGCCAGCUGUGAUACUCUGUGUUCAAAUGUUACUCAAUUCAUUUUCUGAAUCUAACUUUGCUGUUUUACCAGUAGAAAAGGCUGACAUUCAUAGCAACAAGAAGAUAUAAUAUUCUUCUUUCUUCUUCUUCUUCUCUAAAAUGGCGGCUACAGGAUUUGUGGUUUAUAUACUUGCAGGUUUCUCUAUAGCUAUUCUAUCAGCUUUCUAUAUCGAUAGCCAACAGAAUUUCAGUCAUGGAAAUGAUGCUUUCAACCCUUCUCUUAAACUAUCCUCAAACUUCACAAUCCUGCAAUACCCAUUUCAAUCUGAAUCCAAAAUUUGGCCUAAAUUGAAGUUCAGCUGGAGAAUAGUGUUGGCAAGUGUUAUAGGGUUCCUUGGAUCUGCAUUUGGGACAGUGGGUGGAGUUGGCGGCGGCGGUAUUUUUGUUCCAAUGCUUACGUUGAUUAUUGGAUUUGAUACUAAAUCAGCGGCUGCUAUUUCGAAAUGUAUGAUAAUGGGGGCUUCAGCAUCGUCAGUUUUGUACAAUUUGAGGGUUGCUCAUCCAUGUAGAGAUGUACCCAUUAUAGAUUAUGAUUUGGCUCUUCUAUUCCAGCCAAUGCUCAUGCUUGGAAUCACCAUUGGUGUGGCUUUGAGUGUUGUAUUUCCCUAUUGGCUCAUUACUGUUCUCACUAUCAUCCUAUUCUGGGGAACCUCAACAAGGUCAUUUUAUAAGGGUAUUGAGAUGUGGAAAGCAGAGACUUCUCUGAAGAAAGAGAUGAGAAUGCAACAAGAAUCAAGGGUCAACUCUCUCAGUGAGUAUUUUCCAGUGAUAAUUGAUGCAGAGUAUGAGGUGUUGGCCCCUAGAGUGGAGAAAACAUCAAUGCAAAUUUUACGUUUUAAUCUUCGGUUGAGAAGGCUUCUUGUGCUCAUACUUGUGUGGGCUUGCUUUUUAGCGCUUCAAAUAAUAAAAAAUGGUGUACAUGUAUGUAGUAUAUGGUAUUGGGUGAUCUUCUGUUUACAGUUCCCUGUAGCAUCAGGAGUGUUUGGCUACGAAAGCGUGAAUCUAUAUCGAGAAAGCAAGAGGAGGAGAAGUGUAGGUGAUAUGGAAUCUGUUUGCGAAGCUAUGAUUGAUUGGACUCCAAUUCAGCUGGUAGUUUGUGCUCUCUUGGGUAUAUUGGGAGGCACUGUAGGUGGUCUUUUGGGGUCUGGAGGUGGAUUCAUUCUCGGUCCACUUUUACUUGAGCUUGGUGUUAUACCUCAGGUUGCAAGCGCUACAGCCACAUUUGUCAUGCUCUUCUCAGCGUCUCUGUCUGUCAUAGAGUUCUACUUCCUUAAUAGAUUUCCUAUUCCCUACGCGAUGUAUUUCAUGAUGGUGUCAAGCAUGGCUGGUUUUUGGGGACAAUUCUUUGUGAGAAAACUUGUUGCAUUUCUGAAAAGGGCAUCAAUCAUCGUCUUUAUCCUCUCAUUUGUCAUCUUCGCGAGUGCGCUAACAAUGGGGGUAAUUGGAAUUGAGAGUAGCAUCCAAAUGAUAAAGAAUCAAGAGUUCAUGGGAUUUUUAGGGUUCUGCAACAAUCAAAGAUGAUAAAUGCAAAAUUGUUUGUUUAAAAAGUAAAGGAAAAUUGGCAUCAACUAUUGGUAGGUUGAUCAAUGUUUAUUGAUCAUCAAUUUAACCACUGUUGUUAACUUUCUUGUGUAUUCUUUAUUGAAUUCAUUAAAAUUUCUUCUCUAUCA
Messenger RNA from Impatiens glandulifera, 1812 nucleotides. Its product is annotated as sulfite exporter TauE/SafE family protein 4-like. The record is from RefSeq and is a predicted model, not a curated record. NCBI's taxonomy places the organism in Eukaryota, Viridiplantae, Streptophyta, Magnoliopsida, Ericales, Balsaminaceae. The transcript has 12 exons. Gene Ontology annotation, cellular component: membrane; Cul4A-RING E3 ubiquitin ligase complex. Bases 242 to 1663 code for a protein of 473 amino acids. Gene Ontology annotation, biological process: protein ubiquitination.